UGCGUGCAGUGGUGGAACGUGUGGCGGCCCAUUUAAACCAAACUGUAACCGAAGAGCAAAUGGCUCGAGUACUGGAAUACCUGAGCUUCAAAAACUUGGCAAGCACCGAAGCCGCUGGUAAAGAAAAAGUCAAGGAGAUGGGCAUCAUGAAUGAAGAUGCCGGUACCUUCUUUCGUAAAGGAAAGACUGGUGAUUGGAAAAAUCAUUUCAGUCCAGAACUCAACGAGCGCAUCGACAAGUGGAUACAAGAUAAUCUGGCCGGCUCUGAUCUCAAAUUCGUCAUGGAAUUGGAUAAACAAGAUUGAUGACUUCCUUAACCCCUUUUUAAAUUGUAUUAUAUUUCAGGAUUUUAAAAAAUAAUGGCACCCAAAGGAAAUAGAUAGAACAUUUGGUUGAAA
Messenger RNA from Daphnia pulicaria, 398 nucleotides. Its product is annotated as cytosolic sulfotransferase 1-like. The transcript has 2 exons. Gene Ontology annotation, cellular component: cytoplasm. Bases 60 to 305 code for a protein of 81 amino acids. Lineage: Eukaryota; Metazoa; Arthropoda; Branchiopoda; Diplostraca; Daphniidae. The record is from RefSeq and is a predicted model, not a curated record. Gene Ontology annotation, molecular function: sulfotransferase activity. Gene Ontology annotation, biological process: sulfation.